AUGGCUGACCGUUCCAGACGCCCAAAGAACGCGGCUGACAAACUCGCAGAGUACAAGCGCAUUCGAGAAGGCGGGAGCAGGAAGUGGAAGUCCGAGGAAGACGACACGAUAUACGAUGAGGUCAACGAGGACCAGUACAAGAAGAUCGUCAAAGGAAGGCUGCAGAAGGACGACUUUGUGGUAGAUGAUGGUGUCGACGGAUACAUGGACAACGGCAUGGACGACUGGGCAGGUGGGGAGGAAGACGAGGAGGAGGAUGAGCAGGAGCAGUACGCGCGCAAGAAAGCUAAAAAGGAGCAGGUAAAGCCCCGAGCGAAGCCCAAGGCCCCUCCCGAGAUGCAGUCCGCCUCGAUCAAUGCGUACCGACCCGCCGUCCCGGCCGAGCAGGAAGACGACUUCAUGAACAACCUCCUCGGUGACUUGGAGAGCGCUCCGAUCAGGUCCAGACCAGCGCCCAAGAAAACCAGAAAACGCAAGCCCUCUCCUCCGCCCGAGGACGACCCCGAUCGCUCGUCGCCCGCCCCGUACCGCAACCGCGACUUUGAGCCCGACCUGAACGACGUAAUGAGCCCCAAGAAGAAGGCGCGCUACGCCGACGGAUCCGCGAGCAUCGUCCCGGAGAUGAGAAAGAUGGGCAAGCUCGACGUGCAUAGCGAUGCCGACGACAUCAUGGACGUCGACAUGGAGGCGUUCAUGGAUGUGGCGGACGACGACCUCGAGGACAUCAAACCCGUCGUCAAGAAGGAGCCCGUGGCCGUCAAGCUCCCGCCCGCCGCGAACGGCCACGCGAAAGUGAAGAAAGAAGAGAAAGACACCGGCCCGCCGUCCUGGCUCUCCGUGUACGACUCGCUCACCGUAACCUCGGACGACGUCCUCGGCUCCACCAGUGCCGCCGCCACUUCGUCCUCAUCCAAGAAUACCAUCAACGCGCUCGCCGAAGACGGCACGCUCCCCUUCUUCUGGCUCGACUUCCUCGAGCUCUCCGGCAAGCUCUUCCUCACCGGCAAGGUCAAGGACAGGACCACCGGCGCCUGGGCCUCCGCGUGCCUCUCCAUCGAAGGGCUGCAGCGCAACCUCUACGUGCUCCCGCGCCAGCUGCGCGUCGAGCAGGUCGAGGACGAGGAUGGCGAGGUCUCGCUGCAGGAGACGGAGCACCCUCCGAGCAGGGCGGACGUGUACGGCGACUUUGACAGGAUCAGGCAACGGCUGGAUAUCAAGAGCUUCAAGGCCAAGUGGGUGCGGAGGAGCUACGCGUUCGACGAGAAGGAUGUGCCGAAGGAGGCGGAGUGGUUGAAGGUGCUAUAUCCGUUUGAGGAUCCGCACCAGGUGCCCAUGGACGCGCAGUCUCCCAACAUCGCGCGUAUCUUUGGCACAAAUACGAGCGCGUUCGAGCUCUUUGUCCUCAAGCGCAAGAUCAUGGGUCCUUGCUGGCUUAACGUCCGCAACGCCGUCGUGGAGAACAAAGGGAUAUCCUGGUGUAAACUCGAAGCGAGCGUCUCAGACCCCAAGGACGUCACUCCAAUGGGCGAUGGUGCUCCCGAGCCUCCGCCGCUCACGAUCAUGAGCAUGACCGUGCGCACCGUCGUCAACCACAAGGAGAACAAGCGCGAGAUCGUUUGUGUGACAAGUCGGAUAUGGCGGGAUGUUGUCCUGGAUGAUCCUACGCCACCUGAGCAACUCCCUUGCUCCGUCCACACCUUCGUCCGUCCGCUCGAGCGUUUCCCACCCAAGUUCGAAGCGCAGGCGAAAGCAAAUAAACGUGGUCUCAUUUCACCCAUGUUGAACGAGCGAACGCUGCUCAACAACCUCCUUGUCACGCUCUACAAGUCAGACCCGGACGUCAUCGUCGGCCACGACUUCCUCGGCGUCUCGCUCGACGUGCUCCUCACGCGCAUGCGGGACCUCAAGGCCGACCACUGGUCACGGCUGAGCAGGUUCAGACGCAACAAGUGGCCCAACAUCGGCCGACAGGGCACCAACAUGCGCUUCCUGAACGGCCGGAUGCUGUGUGACCUCGCCAGCGACGGCGCGCGGAGCAUGAUCGCAUCGACGACGUGGUCCCUGACGGAGAUGUGCAAGACGCACCUCAAGUCGGACCGGCAGGACAUCGACCCGGACGACACGGCGUCCUACUUCGACAGCGCGGUGUCCGCGCCGGACAUGCUCAUGACGUUCGUGCGGCACUGCGAGCUCGACGCGCACUACCAGAUGGCGAUCGCGAGCAAGGUGCAGAUUCUGCCGCUCACGCGGCAGCUCACGAAUCUCGCAGGGAACGCAUGGAACAAGACGCUUAAUGGCGGGCGCGCGGAGCGCAACGAGUAUAUUCUGCUGCACGAGUUCCAUAGGCUCAAGUACAUAUGCCCGGACAAGACGUACGGCAAGAAGGUCAAGCCCGAGCCCGAACCCGACGAGGCCGACGAGGAGGGCGGGAAUGCAGCAGGCGGCGGUGGCGGGGGGAAGGCGAGCAAGGCGAAGCGCGACAAGUACAAGGGCGGUCUCGUGUUCGAGCCCAAGCGCGGACUGUGGGACAAGUUCAUCCUCGUCAUGGACUUUAACUCGCUGUACCCGAGUAUCAUUCAGGAGUACAAUAUUGACUUUACGACGGUCGAGCGGCAGGUGGAUGACCCGGACGACAAGAUCCCCGAGCCGCCGUCGUCCGACGUGGCGCAGGGCGUGCUGCCCCGGCUUAUUGCGACGCUCGUCAGCCGGCGACGGCAGGUCAAGUCGCUCAUGAAGGACAAGUCGGCGACGCCGGCGAAGCUGCUCCAGUACGACAUCAAGCAGCAGGCGCUCAAGCUGACGGCCAACAGUAUGUACGGCUGUCUCGGGUUCGAGUACUCCCGAUUCUACGCCCGGCCGCUCGCCGCGCUGACGACGUUCAAGGGUCGCGAGAUCCUGACGCACACGCGCGAGCUCGCAGAAAGCCUCCAGCUCGACGUCGUAUACGGCGACACCGACUCCGUGUUCGUCAACUCGAACGUGACUGAGCUCUCCGAGGCGCUCAAGAUCUCCAACGAGUUCAAGAAGGCGGUCAACGACCGCUACCGGCUGCUCGAGAUCGACCUCGACGGCGUGUUUGCGCGCCUGCUGCUUCUCCAGAAGAAGAAGUACGCGGCAAUCAAGGUCGAGGACGGCAGCCGGACGUCGACGGAGAUCAAGGGUCUGGAUAUGAAGCGGAGAGAGUACUGUGCGCUGUCGAAGAACGUCUCGCAAUACGUUCUGGACCAGAUUCUGUCGGGAGAGGCAACGGAGAUCGUCGUCGAGCAGAUCCAUGAAUAUCUAACUAGUGUCAGCGAGAACGUCCGCUCGGGGAAGAUCAAAGUCGACGACUUCAUCAUCUUCAAGCGACUCGGCAAAAACCCAGAAGACUACCCGGACGCCAAAUCCCUCCCGCACGUGCAUGUCGCGCUCCGCCUCAAGGCGAAAGGCGGCAGCGCCCGUGCGGGCGACGUCAUCCCGUACAUCUUCUGCGUCGCGCCGGGCGAGGACAGCUCCAAGACGGCGCAGGCCGAGCGCGCGAAGCACCCCGACGAGCUACGGCGCGCCGACACCAAGGAGCUGCAGAUCGACUACGACCACUACCUCGCGAACCAGAUUCUGCCGCCCAUCGAGCGGUUGUGUGAGCCGAUUGAGGGCACGGACAGGGCGAGACUUGCGGAGUGUCUUGGCUUGGACCCGUCACGGUUUAGGAGCUCGUCCGCUGGGGAGGCUACGACGUCGUUCGCGACGCUCGACUCGCAGAUCACCGACGCUGAGCGGUUCCGGGACGCCAACCCCUUCCUUGUCCGGUGUCGCGGGUGCCAAGGCCAGCUUGCGUUCUCGCCGCUCUGGGAAGACGACGCAUGCGUUCGCCCGACUGGCGUGGCCUGUCCCGCGUGUAGCGCACCGCUGAGCACGGUAAGCUUGCAGACGCAGCUCGAGGUCCAGAUCCGCGCGUGCAUCGCGCGGUAUUAUGAGGGAUGGACGGUGUGCGACGACACAACGUGCGGAAACCGGACGCGCUCGAUGCGCGUGUACGGCCGGCGGUGCGUGCAGCCGGAGUGUCGCGGGAGCGUGCAUUUUGAGUACUCCGAUACGGAGCUGUAUAACCAGCUGCGGUACUUUGCGACGUUGUUCGAUGAGGGGAAGAUUAAGGCUGCGGCGGCCGGCAGCGCGAGGAAGGAUGCCAUCGACGGGCUGCUCGCAAACCCGAUAAGUAGGGAAUUCCUGGAGACUAUGGCGGCUACGGUGGGGAAGUAUGUUGAACAAUGUGGCCGACGGUAUGUAGAUAUGGCAGCCUUGUUCGGGAGCUUGAGGGUCUGAAGGGCGAAGUGACUGUCUGCUUUUGGAUACUGAACAUCGCAUUAUAAUACCAUCAAGAGUAUGCUAUCUGUAUGUAGAGUUAUUAGCUAUGAUUUUCGCACCUCAUACAUCUACGACCGUGUCGCGGCUGAGGAUGGUCGUCUAUGAGUAAUCUUGUUCUCCAGAUAGGUCCUGCACGGUGCCGUACCGCCGUCGAUGAUAUAGUAGAGGCAACGUCCGCAAAUCGUCUUCGGGAAACUCCUCCGAAGAAAGCGACUCCUCCACACGAAGCACCUGCGCGAUAAACAGCUCCGACGCAAGCCCACUUCCGCCCUCCACCUGCUGCACGCCCCCUUGCCCCAGCAUCUCCUCUCCAACCAAGCCUUCCCUACUACCCAUCUCAGUAAGCGGCAACGACCGCCCGACCAACCGACACGUCAGCGCUCCGAUCGAGUCCCUCAGGACCGGCAGCCCUUCCUUGGACGUGUACCACGCAACGCGCGGAUGCUCGAACGGGUGGGGGUGUAGGUCUGGACGCGCGAACAGCUGGGCGACGUGCGCUUGCGAGGCGGAGAGGACAUUAAUGACCAUGUGCGCAUGCGAUAGCGAGUCUGGACGUGUGCUCCUUCCACUGUUGUCCGCGGCGCACGUAUUGGCGCUUGUAGGGCCGUCCGUGUGGUGGGCGUUGAGCGCGGCAGCCAUGCGCGAUGGAACACGGAGCGAGAACGCGACGAGGGGAUGUGGGUCGAGGGCGAUGGAGGAGAAUGAUGAGAGUGUUGCCCCGUGAAUGGCUCUUGGCACGUUUUGGUGAGCCUUGGCCGUUGAUGAUGAUGGCGAGCUGGAGCCCGAGUCAGGGAGCACGGU
This is a messenger RNA of Coniophora puteana RWD-64-598 SS2, 5145 nucleotides long. RefSeq lists its product as uncharacterized. Lineage: Eukaryota; Fungi; Basidiomycota; Agaricomycetes; Boletales; Coniophoraceae. Gene Ontology annotation, molecular function: single-stranded DNA binding; chromatin binding; DNA-directed DNA polymerase activity. The transcript is spliced from 18 exons. The coding region runs from base 1 to 4302 and encodes 1433 amino acids. The record is from RefSeq and is a predicted model, not a curated record. Gene Ontology annotation, biological process: mitotic DNA replication initiation; leading strand elongation; lagging strand elongation. Gene Ontology annotation, cellular component: alpha DNA polymerase:primase complex.